AUGGGUCAGACGGAAGAUGACGUGAUUGGACUGAAGGACCUAAUAACAUCCUACCACGAUCUCAACCCCUCAACAAUCGACAUCCUUACUACUGAACCCUCACCCCUCCAAUUCAUGCGCCACGUCGCUCGCAACCGCCCCUUCAUCGUCCGCAACGGAGCCAAAGACUUCAAAGCCAGAAGAACAUGGAACGCCUCGUACCUGAAAACCGUCAUGCAAGGCCAGAACGUCAACGUAGCAAUCACCCCCCACGGGAACGCCGACUCAGUCGUCUCCCUCCCGUCAGAUGGCGCUAUAUUCGUCAAACCGUAUGAGACCGAAGAGCCCUUUGAAGACGUCCUCAACAAGAUCCAACGCCAAGAGCAAGAAAACGACUACACCGGUCCAACACGCUACGCGCAAACUCAAAACGACAAUCUACGUAACGAGUACUCCACGCUCUUCGCCGACGUACCCAAGAGCAUACCGUUCGCACGCAUAGCACUUGAGCAAGAACCCGACGCCAUCAAUUUCUGGCUUGGAAACUCGUAUUCCACGACUGCUCUGCACAAGGACAACUACGAGAACAUCUACGUGCAGAUUCUGGGGCGCAAGCAUUUUGUUCUUUUGCCGCCUGUGGAAGCGGGUUGUGUUAAUGAGAAGAGUGUCUUAGCUGCGACUUAUACUCCGAGAGAUGAAGACUUAUCCUCCGAAGCGCUCAGAAAGGACGAUCUGGUAAUGAGGGUCGAUGAGCCGGAGGAAUACGUACCUUUCGCGACAUGGGAUCCGGAUCAACCUGCUGCCAACACCACGCCUUACUCCCAAUACUCGCAGCCACUCCGAGUCACGCUGGAAGAAGGCGACAUGCUAUACUUACCCGCACUAUGGUACCACAAAGUAAGCCAGAGCUGCAACGAAGAAGGGAUCUGUUGCGCAGUAAACUACUGGUACGAUCUCGACUUCAGCGGCGGGUUUUGGAGUACUGCGAAUUUCGUUCGGAGCGCCGGGCUACUGAGCAUGGGAGACAAGACUGCAGUAUAG
Molecule: messenger RNA, 1020 nt
Organism: Alternaria ethzedia
Lineage: Eukaryota; Fungi; Ascomycota; Dothideomycetes; Pleosporales; Pleosporaceae
Exons: 2
Coding region: 1-1020 (339 amino acids)
Molecular function (GO): 2-oxoglutarate-dependent dioxygenase activity
Source: RefSeq, a predicted model, not a curated record